GGCCACAGAAAUAGCCUCUUUCCCACGAGAAGAACAAUGGGCCUAAUUUUUUUGGCGCAAAUUUGCAGGCUUGUAAACAAAACUUUGGAAUCGCAAUAUAUGUGAAAUAAUGUCGAGAAGACACAUGAUCUAGAUAUUGUUAUCAUCGAAAAGCAGCGGAAUCUCGUCAGCCUAUCAAUCUGGUAGCUAAGACAGACUGGAAAUGUGUUUGGGCUCAAAUAGCAGACGCCAAACCAGAUGAAGAACAAUUCUGUCCCGAUGCUCUGACUAGGGUGUCCAUUAUUAUACAGAAAAUCCAGGAGGAUAUUUAUACCAAAAGACGUACAUUUUGGACAUGGAAAUAAGCAUCAAUAUCCUCAUUCAUCGCUACUUAAAAGACAACCAAUUCAACAGAGCUGCAAGAGAGUUUGAGCAUGAAUGCAAAUACUUCAAAAAAGUUGACAUGUCUACUCCAGAAAAUGGACAGGAGUUCCUGAUGCCAAAAUUGCAGAAUAUCAUCCUAGAAUACUGUGCCUUGAAAAAAGCUGAAUAUGAAAUGCAAAAAGGCCAGUUUCAAUCUAUCAAUUCGCUGUGGCAACAAUUUGAUUCAUUGAUUACACAGAUCAAAUUUUUGACUGUUGGAAGACAGCCAAAGACCUUAACAAACCGACCAUCAUCUGCAACGUCGUACAAACGAGUUCUGGCUGCUGUUGCGUCACAAAUUCAAGUCAACGAUGGACAGAUGCAGCCGCCUCAUAACGUUCCGCCAUCGAUGACAGGAAGGCCAUUAGUUGAACCUUUGCAAGAUUUUGGAAGCAUUUCAGCCUCUCAAAAGACCUGUGCUUCUCCUGAGUAUAACAGCAGUGGUCAGCCAAACGUACAUAAUUUACCUGUUGCUGAGGAACAUCAUCUGAAAUCACCAAAAAGGAAAAGAAUACGACCAAGGAAAUUAGACAGUAACGAAUCUAAAGACCAAAGAUCAGAGCCUGUCUCUUCCUGUAAGAAAAUACAGGAAAGUGUAGACGUCUCUCAAAACGUUCCACUUCAUGGUGAACUCAAUGCAAUCUUCGACACCCUCCUCAACUCACGAAGCCUUCAAGAAAAGAUAGCUAACAACAUCAAUAAAGUUGCAACAGGUGCACACCUGCUUUCCACACGUGUUGAUGAGGGUAGUUGCACCGAAAACACACAUUCAACUAUCAAUGUGGAAGAGGUUUUAAAUAUGACACGAUCAGAUCCAUCUUUUGAGUCGCUGUUUUCAGUUCUUGACGAUUUGGAUAUAAGCCCCUCUGCGAUGCAGACGCCAGUAAAGAUGGCGGGUGUGCCAAUCCAUUGUUCGCAGUUCCCGGAAUUUCAACCAAUCGCGGAUGGAGGAUUUGAGUCAGAUCGUUUCGACAAUGCGGCUGCUCAGCUACUUUCCAGAACAAAUGAUGCGCCUCCUUCCCUGAAUUUUUGUGAAAAUGGACAACUCGAAGAUUUUACAAACGUUUCCAAUAUGGAUGAUCAGAAGAAAACCGGUCCUGCAGCAAAAAGCGAGGUUUUGCAAGGAAAAGAGAUAAAUCUCGAAAACCAGGUUGGCAGCUCUUUGUGCAAUUUAUACAUCAAGCAAACAAGACGCACCUCGAGGAAGAAAUCGAAGCUGAAAAAGCAGCCUCCUGGCAAAAGUAAAUUGCAAGCAGAUGGAAAGGCGAAAUGUAUCAUUCUUUCGGGUGCUGGGUCUGUGUCAAACACGAAUAAUCGUGAUAUCUGGAAGAGUGAUUUUGUUCCUAAUUUACUACAAAGAAACCUUGUGUUUGCGGCACCAAAAGAUGACGUCAUUUCAUCUUCUGAUAAAGAAUUACCAAAAGGUAGCGAUCAAGAACCAAUCAAGAGCAAGGAAAAUACGAAAGCCAGGACACGCAGAGUUGAUAUUGCCGAAGAUAAAGGGUUCCUGUUGGAUGGGUCUGAGGGAUUUUCUUCCAGUAAGGAUCGCAGUGUAUCAACUCAAUCAAAAAAGAGUACCCAGGGAAGAAUUGAGUCAAUUACAAAUUCACAAGAGUUUGGAUCUGCAGCAUACGAUGCCCAACCCCAUGAAAAUUUGACAUACCUUCAAGAGCCAGGGUUGCUUGUAUCAGCUGAAAGUGAAUCAUUUGUGAAUAAGAGUUUGUUUAAUGGUGAUCUGGAAAGUAGUGAACCUAUGCAGAAAACCCCUGGAGAAUGCCGUACCGAACCGAAUAAGGCUUUAGGCCCAAAUAAGAAACAAAAUUUGAACGCACCUGCUAUACAAGAGGACGAUUCUGCUUUUGGUGAUAAUUUUUCGAAUCGAUCCAAUGGAGGGCAGCAAUGUUUUACAGGGAGUCUGCCUAUGAACCAGACAAAGAAGCAUUCGUGUGCAUCGCCAGCUUCAAACAUUUUUGAAAAGAUUAAUGAUUUGAGUAUAAUAAAUAACCACGCGAAAAGGAACGAUCCACAAAUAGUUAGCAAAGAGGUACAUGCUAAAGAAAAGUUUGAUGUUACUAAUGAUACUGCAAUCGACGAUGUGUCCAGCGAAGAUUAUCGUCGUCUGGUUGGAGAAAAAUGCUUAAAGAGUGGGGUGGCUACGUCGUGUAGUAGUACUGUGCAGAAUGCUGAGAACGUCGCCAGUAUUCCAGAAUUAAAAAAAGAAAAGAAACCAAAAACUCGAUCGUCUUCAAGAAAUUCAAGGAAAAAUUCAAUAAAGUCGUCAACAGCCAAAGAUUUAGAAAAUUCAUCAACCCUUAGUGGAACUUCCGAAAACUUUGAGAAUAGUAGCGAGAUUUUGUUAAAUUCUGAGAAACAAAAAGGCAGUUUGGCCACUCAAUUACAGACAAGAAGUGAAAGCAGCCUCCCUGAUUCUUUAACAAUUGAACAGCAAAAAAGUUUGUCAACAGAUGCUAAUUAUAUCGGUUCAAGAGAAGAUUGUUCAAGUAUUGAAAGAGGUCUAGUUUUUGAGAGUCGUAAAGACGAGGCUGGUCCUUCAACUGGAGAAUUUGUCAGUGCUCCGUCUGGAGAUGAGGCUGGUCAAGAUCAUUACAUUAAUGUUGAUGUUAUAUUCGAAAAUACUAAUGAAGGAACAGUAGCGUUGAUCAGACCGGUUGAAGUAAAUGGGAUUGAGCAAGGGCUACAGCCAUAUUUUGUUAUUGAAGAGUUGUCUGAGAAUCAGAUGGUUUGUUCUGAUGUACUUAAAGAUGGGCAUCCUAUACUAAUUAAUGAGCGAGCCUUUCUUGAAGGUUCAAGCGCUUGUGUAGAGGAUACAUGUGGAGCUAAAACAGCUAUGGAAAACAUAGAAACAGCAAGGGUCGAUGAAUUUAAAGAAAAGACAGAGUUGGGCUGUAGAACUUUAGAUGCAGAUGCUAGUAGUCCAGAAAAGGGCGAGGCAACAGCUUCAGUUGACAAAGAGAGGCUAUGUGUUGACGGUAAAAAUACGUUCAUUGGAGAGAAGCCCCUACCAUCUGCACAGAGUAAGAGUGUUGCCCCUGCAUUAGAUCAUAGCAAGACCCCAAAAGACAGAAGCCAAAACUGUUUUGAUUAUAACGACAGUCAGAGUCAACUAGAACCUUCGGUAAGCGGCACCAAAAGCAAUAACACCACUUCUAACGAGAUCAGUGAUCAGGGACACGAGACUUCUGAGCGAAUCAAAAGUCAAAUUCUCUUUCUGAGCUUGCAAGCAGAUGAAGAAGUUAAGGUGGAUGCAGCUAACAAAGGUGGUAAACCGCUUAAGGAAAAGGAUGCUCAGAUUGUAGUACGUACAAAUGAGAACUCUUUAGGAGAAUUAGGUUUUAAAGUCACUUCGAGUGAGGUACUAACGGAGGAAUCUAUGAAGUCUAAUCUUUCAUCCCGCUUGAUUGAGAGAAGUCUAACUAACGAAAAUAACGUUGUUGUUUACUUGUCGGAUGAGAGCAGCAAUGCUUUGGACACUAAGGGCUCGUACCCCAGACUGGGAUCGUCGAAUUGUUCGCAACGUGUAUCACCGCGCGCAUUAGAAAAGAACAAUAUUAUGUCAGUAUGUAAUGCUUUAAGUACAAGUUUGGAACACCAGGGAAAAGUGGAAACCGUGUCUCCUUACCAAAGAACGGCUUCAUAUAAGAGAAUUGACCCUUUCAAGCGAACUGGAAGUUCCGGAGAGAGAAUAAGCGAACCAUUUCAUAGUCAGGCUGGAAGUGGCUCAUUAAGACAACAACAAGAGUUGGCUUCCAUCAAUACUACAGACGUCAUCACAUCAGAAGACGAAUACGAAAUUGGAACAAGAGAAAUGUCGCGAAUUCUCAAUCUUUCUAAUGACAAUAAGAAUUUAGAGCAGAGAAGCAGCAAAGCAAGGAAAAACACAACACCCAGAAAGAGAAAACGGCCACAACAAUAUGAAAAUGAUUCCACUCUUCAUAAAGAGAAAGUCAAGGAAGAAGAAGCUGUUUCCCUGCCCGCUGAUGUCCUAAAGGGACUGAAUGUUGAUCAAUUUCUUUCCAAGCUUCAAUAUUCCAGUAAGUGAGAUACCGGAUAUUAGAAUCGCUGUAGUUCUAUGCCACUGCGUGGCAGAAGAGUUAUAAUUUGCUGUAUUACUUGACCCUGUUACAGUGUUUUGUCUAAAACAAAGCUGGCAAGCUUUAAUACAUGAACACCCGCACCAUUCAAUUGUGUGUGGAUUCCAGCGUUGUUUAUUAAUGUAAAUACAUGGUUGAAACUUCUUUCGUUGCUAGUUUAGCGUCAAUGCCGUUACGUUAGUUUCAAGACCGGGUGAUUGUUAAGCUAUUAGAAUAUGUCGCGUAAUUUGUGAAUAAUUGUUUAAUUAAUCCAUAGUCAAUCGGUGAUUAACUUUUUCAUCUACACUUACCUGGAGAACUUGUUUUUAGGUAAUAUAGUAUGUUUAAUAUGGA
Rhopilema esculentum is the source of this 4847-nucleotide messenger RNA. RefSeq lists its product as uncharacterized. NCBI's taxonomy places the organism in Eukaryota, Metazoa, Cnidaria, Scyphozoa, Rhizostomeae, Rhizostomatidae. The record is from RefSeq and is a predicted model, not a curated record. Gene Ontology annotation, molecular function: protein binding.